AUGUCAUCAUUGAUCAGUCCUUUUGGUACUGAUUCAAAUGACAUGUUUAGCAGAACAGAAAUAACACCACAAACUGUUAAAAGAACUCGAUUUGGUUUAAAAAUGCCAGUAGUCAGACAAGAAAAACCACCAUCGCCAAUAAUCCAAACUCCAUCUACCCCAAAUUCUUCAAAUGAUUCGAAUUUUGGCACACCAAAUUUUAAUUCACGUUAUAAUAUACCUGUUGGAACUGUUAUUCCUCGAAUAUCUCUUGAUUCCACAAUUAACGAGUUAUCAUCAAACAUCAAAUCAAAUAUUCCCAGCUUAGAAAUGAUAAAAGAUCAAAUGUACCUCAAUGAAAAUGAGAAAAUACCUGCUUUAAUGCAUGAUAUUCAAGAUUUAGAAAACAGACUUUUAGAAAUUAAAAAUUUGCAUAUAUCAUCUGUGAUUAGACCUCACAAAGAGUUCAUUAAACAUCUUGAAAACGAUGCAGAUCAAAUGCUUUCCAAUUUUGAUAAAAUAAAUUCCCCACUUCGCGAUCGUCUGACAAGAUUGAACACAGAAUCAUCACAUUUACUAGAUGAUUUCACUACUUUCCAAACAUUUUUUCGUACUUCUUUUAACAAAGUUGAUCAAGAUCGAAAAUCAGCGACAAGUUCAAUAGCAAACACCCUUCUUAAACUAUUAAAACUUGAACAAGGCUUCGAGUCAAUGGCAAAUAAAGUUGGUGAUAGAAACGCUGAUUUCGCAAAAACAAAAAUUCAAUCAGAAAACGCAAUGAAAGACUUAGUUUCCGUAAUGAAUUACUCAACAACAUCUGUAUCUGUAUAUCUAUCAAAAGCAAUACAAGACACAUCGCAAGCAAAAGCAGAAGCAGCUGAAAAACUCAAAACAAAUCUUGCUUUAUUAAAUAACCUCUCAUUGAAAUCUGUUUCAACAUUAAAAUCAUCAAUUGACUUAUUACCGAAGAUGUUCAAUGAAAAUCUCGAAAGUUUGACAAAUUCAAUACAAUAUUCAAUAGAUAAAGUAAAUGAAGAGUGCGAAAGUGAUACAAGUAGUAUAAAUCUGCAGAUAGAUGAUACUUUUGAUGUUACUUCAUCAACAUUUAAUGAAAUUUCCAAAGAAAUUACUGAUACAGUCACAAAAGUCAAAAAAAUACAAGAAGAAUCUACGAAAAUAUUUACAAAUUCGAUUGAAGAAGAGAAAAAGGGAAGAAUUCAAAACCAUUCCGAUAUUAAAAAUAAUUUUAUAAAUUUUAGGUCUAAAACUAAUAAAGAACUUGAAGAAAAUUACACCUCAAUUGAAAAUUGGGCUAAGGAUACUCAGAAUAAGUGCGCUGACCAAAUGGAGAGUUUAUUAAAAGAUAUUGAAACAGGAGUUUCAAAUUUACACUCAAAUUUACCUGCAUUAGAUCACAUUGCAUCGCAUAUUGCUGAUAUAGAAAAAGCAGUUCAAGACGCUAAUAAAUACGCAAUGGACAAAAUUUUGUCAAUUAACGCUGAAUAUGAAAAUUUAUUAUCAGAUUUUUCGUCGAUGAGAGAAGUUUACAUGGCAAAUUUAAAUGAUUUUGUAAAUCGAGUGAACAACAUACAUAUCCAUGCAAAAAUAGAAGAUGCUGUUAAUAGAAAAGAUGUAUAUGACUAUGUUACUAACUACGAAUCAUAUAUUGAUAGUGUUUUUAGUGGUUUAGAGUCACAAUUAGCUAUUUUGACCUCUGGAGCUGAUAAAAUCCUAGCUGGUGUUGAUAUUGACUUUAAGCUGAAUGAGAAUAUUGUAGGUGUUGAUAAGCCAACGCCUGUUUUUGAGGGACAUAGUAGAGUUAUCGAUAUUAAGCCACAAACUCCAAUAGAACUGUUAGAAAUUGAACCAGAAAAACCAAUCAUUGAAGAAAAGGAAGUUGAAAAUCAAGAAAAUGGCGAAAAUAAAGAUAUUAUUUCAAAUAAUGUCGAAGAUUCUAAAUCUGUUAAAAGUGAAGAAGAAAAGAACGAUGUCCAUGAAGAAGAAAAACAAAUUGUUUCUCCUGAUACUAAUGAAAGUGAUUAUUAUAGCGAUUAUUAUUAUUCUGAUGCAGAAAAUACUUCAACAAGUAAAAUUAUUGAAGAAACGCCCGAGACUCAUGAAGAGACAGUUCAAGAGAAGACAGAACCCGAAGAAAAACACAUUAUUCCUGCAGAAGAUGAUUUGUAUAGUGAAUCAUAUUAUUCUGAUGCAGAGCAUACUUCAACGAGUUAA
Molecule: messenger RNA, 2211 nt
Organism: Trichomonas vaginalis G3
Lineage: Eukaryota; Parabasalia; Trichomonadida; Trichomonadidae
Exons: 1
Coding region: 1-2211 (736 amino acids)
Source: RefSeq, a predicted model, not a curated record